AGAGCCUGGAUUUGGCCCCAGACCUGAGUCAUUCUAGCUUUUGGAUAAUCCAUCCAAGAGCUUUUCUUCACAUACAAUUAAUAUUUGCUUUUGUUUUUGCACAAACAGUAUCACACUUCAGCUUGAUUCUCCCCCUUGUUUUUACUCAAUAGAUUUUGGAGGUAAUUUCAUACCUUUAGGUAACAUUUGUGUAUGGAUAGAUACAUAGAUUUUUUCCCCCCACGCUACAGGGUAUUUUUUUGAGCGAUGCUCUGUAAUUAUUUGGCCAGUUCCCUACGGAAGGGUAUUUAGGUUGUUUCCAGACUUUUGCUACUCCAGUGACUACCUGCAAACCAGUAUCUUCGCCCUCCACAAGUCUAUCUAUAGAAGCAGUUCCUACUGGGUCAGGGAAAAAAAGUACAUUUACAAUCCUGCACUUUGCCAAAUUCCCCUUGAAGGAGGCUGUCCCAUGUGAGAAGCAGAGGCUGUUUUACAUUCAGAGAGCAUUUUUAGCCUCUGACCGGAGGCUGGAGAGAUGGGGGUAUAUCUUGCCUCACCUGCCGCCCCUCUGGGCUUCACCUACUCUCCUCAGCUCUUGGUUCAGUCCAAACUGAUCCCUUUUCUGCUCCUCAAAUGCCAGGUGAGUUCCCACCUCAGAGCCUUUCCACUGGCAGUUCCUUUCAUGUAGAAUGCUCUCCCCCCAAACCUCUCCAUGGCUCCCUCCUUCUCACCUUUCACCUCUCUCAGGGAGCCCUUCCCAGCUAAAGAAACCCCAUGGCACUUUCCAUUGCCUCACCCAGUUUUAUUUUCUUUACAGGAAAUAAAUCAUACUUGGCACCACAUGAAAUUAUGUUAUUUACUUGUUGGUUUUCUAUCUCCCCCACCCCGCGAAGGAUGGGAGUUUUCCGUCUUUUUUCACACCCAGCACCCAGCACCCAGCCCCCAGCACCCAGCGAUCGCUGAGUGCAUACAGCUGUCUCCCUCUCCCAAGCCCCACCGCCCUGGCUCGGUUUUUCUCCGUGAAAUGUAUUCCCUUCCAACAGGUAUAAUUUACUUAUUCAUUACGUGUAUCGCCUGACUCCCUCACUAGAAUGUCAGCUCCAGAAGGGCAAGGAUCUCGUUUUGUUCCCUGUAGCAUCGCAAACGCUUAGAAUGGUGCACGGCACAUAGCAGGUGCCUUUCAACAAAUAUUGGUUGAAUGAAGGAAGGAACGAGGAUCCUAACCUCCAUCCUCCGAGGCUGGCUGGUAGGCCCUCCAGAGGAAAAGGACGGUUAAAGAGCAGGCGCCCCCAGCAGCUGUGGCCACUUCCUUCUGCUCAGAAUGGGCCUGAGGUCUCCAGGGGUGGAGCACCGAGCGGAAGGGCCUGGUCCUGCGGAUGAGGGCGGGGCUCGUCGCAGGUGGGCGGUGGCUAGCUGUGGUCACGCCCCCACGAAGGCCCCGUCCACCAGGAGGCCCCGCCCUGCCCGUCAGCUGGCCUGUGUGCCAGCCCCCCUCUGCUCCGACCUUGCUGCUGCGCAGCAGCCGGGGGCGGGAGGCACGGAGGAGCAGCGGGAGGGGUGGAGCGAGCGGGGCGCCGGGCGCUGUCCCCAAUGAACCGCGCGGAGCCCGCGCCCCUGAGGACCCCAGCCCGCUGCGCCCCCUCCCCACGGCUCACCUGGUGCCAGGUAAGGUGACAGGUGGGCAGGUGACAGGUGACAAGAGGAGGACGGCAGGAAGGCCACAGUGACUCCCCAGUUUGCCUCACCUAGAGCGGUGAGUUAUCUGAAACAACUUCCCCAGGUGCCAGUGUGGGAUGUGCGGGCUCAGCAAGGGUGGGAGUCAGGAUGGAAUAACGUGGACUCAGCUGAGUCCUGGCCCUGCAUCCAGAGACCCCACAAUGACACUGUCCCACAGAACCAGCCCCAGUCAGCUGGGUGAUGACUGCUUUGGGGUGAAAAGUUCACCCCCAAAGUUGGGGGAGAGCUGAGCUGCGUGGGCCCCCCAGGCCCUUCAGGACCCUUUCUUGGGAGCCCUGAAUAGCCUGGGCCCAGAGAGUGAAGUGUGGGGUUUCAGCUCUGCCUUUGCCUAUUCUCUUCAGGUCAUUUGACUUCCCCAAGCCUCUGUUUCCCUAUCUGUAAAAUGGGAAUGAUAACCGAGAGAACGUCCCAGAGUAGUGCUGAGGAUUAACUGGGACGGGAGGUGACAGGCACUUAGCACAUUGUCAGGCACUUAGUAACACCCCAUAAACUAUAACUGCUGUGGUUAUGAUAAUAAUUGCUAUUUGUUAUCUCCUGGCCGUUCCAGACUUUCCUUUUGUGCACCUGACAGCUGGAGAUGCCCCAACCACCAUUUCUUCUACUGGGAAGAAAAGCCUUUGACAGGACCUGCAGUGGGGAUGUGGUCACUUGCUAAUCUGUGCCAUUCCUUAGCUCUUGGGGUCAAGGCGAGUUGACCCUGUCUUCCUGGGCACAGCAGGCCCUGGGCAGUGCCUGCUCUGACCUCUGGCCACCACCUUGUCCUUGUCCCUUGGGGCACACACGUCACCCAUGUGCCCACGAUUUGCCCUCCUGCUCCACCUGGCCAAGCUCAGUUGCGUCCUCCAGGUCAGGUAGAUGGUGUGCUGGGACAUGGCUCCAACCAGCCCACUGGCCCCCAUCCUCCCCUCCUCCCAGUCUUGGCUGGUGGUCUCGUCCCCUUCACUCUUCUGCUCAGUAACUUUAAAAAUAACAGAGUAGUCUGUCCCCACUGAGGGCUGUAACCUGACCCAAGUUGGAUUCUGCUCCAUCAGAGCCUGGAGUAGAAGGACUCAGCACUUAGAAGCUGGGGACCCCGGUGCUCUUGCUGUUCUGUCCCCAGCUCACGGGGUGACCUUAGACAAGCCUCCCUCCCUCCCUCUCUGGGCCUUAGUUUCCCCAUCUGUAAAACGUGGUUCAAAUAGUCUGUGAUGCUGGAGUGCAAAAUUUUCUUUUAUUCCAGUGAAGAAGAUAAACAGCUGGGGCUCCCAUGUGGGUGGUUGUCAAAUGACAUUACCCGAAGCGGAGGGUGUCGGGAAGGGACUGACCCGGUGACUGGGAGUCGGGAUGGGGAGAGCUGGCCAAGCCCCUGGGCUGCUCUCUGGCAGAUCUGCCUCCUGUCCCACUUCUGAAUCUCAGCUCCUUCCCGGCAGCUAAGGGACUCCUUGUACCACCAAGAGGUCUGGCCUCACCCCACAGACAAUGGCCUUGCCCCCAUGAGCUAGAGCCUGCCCCUCGGUGCCUGCCCACCACCCGCCAGCAGGAUGCAGCUGUGGAAGGCAGUGGUGGUGACCCUGGCCUUCAUGAGCUUGGAUGUCGGCAUGACCACGGCCAUCUAUGUCCUCAGCCACCUGGACCGCAGCCUCCUGGAGGACAUCCGGCACUUCAACAUCUUUGACUCGGUGCUGGACCUCUGGGCGGCCUGCCUGUACCGCAGCUGCCUGCUGCUGGGGGCCACCAUCGGCGUGGCCAAGAACAGCGCCCUGGGGCCCCGGCGGCUGCGGGCCUCAUGGACGGUCAUCGCCCUUGUGUGCCUCUUCGCGGGCAUCUACACCAUGGUGAAGCUGCUGCUCUUCUCCGAGGUACGCAAGCCAGUCCGGGACCCGUGGUUCUGGGCCCUCUUUGUGUGGACCUACAUCUCACUUGCUGCGUCCUUCCUGCUCUGGUGGCUGCUGUCCACAGUGCAGCCGGACGCCAAGGCCCUCGAGCGGGGGGCAGGGGCCGAGGCCGAGGGCCCCCCUGGGGAGGACCGGCCCGCGCCUGAGCAGGCCUCCGGGGCCACGCUGCAGAAGCUGCUGUCCUACACCAAGCCCGACAUCGCCUUCCUCGUGGCCGCCUCCUUCUUCCUCAUCAUGGCAGCACUGGGAGAGACCUUCCUCCCCUACUACACGGGCCGGGCCAUUGAUGGCAUCGUCAUUCAGAAGAGCAUGGAGCAGUUCAGCACGGCCGUCACCGUCAUGUGUGUGCUGGCCAUCGGCAGCUCAUUUGCCGCAGGUGUUCGGGGCGGCAUUUUUACCCUCAUAUUUGCCAGACUGAACAUUCGCCUUCGGAACCGUCUCUUCCGCUCGCUGGUAUCUCAGGAGACGAGCUUCUUUGACGAGAAUCGCACAGGGGACCUCAUCUCCCGCCUCACCUCGGACACCACCAUGGUCAGCGACCUGGUCUCCCAGAAUAUCAACAUCUUCCUGCGGAACGCGGUCAAGGUCACGGGCGUGGUGGUCUUCAUGUUCAGCCUCUCCUGGCAGCUCUCCUUGGUCACCUUCAUGGGCUUCCCCAUCAUCAUGAUGGUGUCUGACAUCUACGGCAAGUACUACAAGAGGCUCUCCAAAGAGGUCCAGAAUGCCCUGGCCAGAGCCAGCAGCACGGCUGAGGAGAUCAUCAGCGCCAUGAAGACAGUCCGGAGCUUCGCCAACGAGGAGGCAGAGGCGGAGGUGUACUCAUGGAAGCUGCAGCAGGUCUACAAGCUGAACAGGAAGGAGGCUGCGGCCUACACGUACUACGUCUGGGGCAGCGGGCUCACUCUGCUGGUGGUCCAGGUCAGUAUCCUCUACUACGGGGGCCACCUCGUCAUCUCAGGGCAGAUGACCAGCGGCAAUCUCAUCUCCUUCAUUAUCUACGAGUUUGUCCUGGGAGAUUGUAUGGAGUCCGUGGGCUCCGUCUACAGCGGCCUGAUGCAAGGAGUGGGCGCCGCGGAGAAGGUGUUCGAGUUCAUUGACCGGCAGCCAACCAUGGUGCAUGAUGGGAACUUGGCCCCUGACCACCUGGAGGGCCGGGUGGACUUCGAAAACGUGACCUUCACCUACCGCACUCGGCCCCACACCCAAGUCUUGCAGAAUGUCUCCUUCAGCCUGUCCCCAGGAAAGGUGACAGCGCUCGUGGGGCCGUCGGGCAGUGGCAAGAGCUCCUGCGUCAACAUCCUGGAGAACUUCUACCCCCUGGAAGGGGGUCGCGUGCUGCUGGAUGGGAAGCCUAUCAGCGCCUAUGACCACAAGUACUUGCACCGAGUGAUCUCCCUGGUGAGCCAGGAGCCAGUGCUGUUCGCGCGCUCCAUCACAGACAACAUCUCCUACGGCCUGCCCGCCGUGCCCUUCGAGGUGGUGGUGGAGGCCGCACAGAAGGCAAAUGCCCAUGGCUUCAUCAUGGAACUCCAGGAUGGCUACAAUACAGAGACGGGGGAGAAGGGUGCCCAGCUGUCGGGCGGCCAGAAGCAGCGGGUGGCCAUGGCCCGGGCUCUGGUGCGGAACCCACCCGUGCUCAUCCUGGACGAAGCCACCAGCGCCCUGGAUGCAGAGAGCGAGUUCCUGAUCCAGCAGGCCAUCCACGGCAACCUGCAGAAGCACACGGUGCUCAUCAUCGCGCACCGGCUGAGCACGGUGGAGCGGGCGCACCUCAUCGUGGUGCUGGACAAGGGCCGCGUGGUGCAGCAGGGCACACACCAGCAGCUGCUGGCCCAGGGCGGCCUCUACGCCAGGCUGGUGCAACGGCAGAUGCUGGGGCUCGAGCCCGCCUCGGACUGCACAGCCGGCCUCAGGGAGCCGCCGGGCAACGGCGGUCACAAGGCCUGACCGUGGGCCCUGCCUCUCCUGGUGGGGCAGAGGCUCCAGUGCCCACCUGGCAGAUGUGCCCACGGGGGCCCCCCGGCCGCCCCCGCUGCCCUCCGAGCCCAGGUCCACGGCACCGGAGGGCCAGCUGCCCUGUCCCACGUGUCCCCGCUUCCUGCGUCUCGCCCCCGGUUCCCACCCUGUUCCCCGGGCCACCACCAGCCCCCUGCUGCCAUGAGCAACCCCCUCCAGUCUGGGCAGUGGAGACACCACUGGUCUCUCCAGCUGGUCUCCCAAGGUUUCUAAGUGAAGGUAGAGCUACCUUUUUAAACCAAGAUCUUAACCAGGUUUUUUACUGCUUGGUUCUGAUGGGCCCCAAUCUCCUAGAUUUCAAAAACAUUUUUCUAAUUGGGAGCAAUGAUGGGCAAGUUCUAGAGACUUCUGAGCCGGGAGUGAGUGACCCUUCCUAGGAGCCUGGGGGAUGUCAGGGAGAACUAGGCCUCUACCCUCUGCCCCUGGAGAGAAGGGGCUUCCCUGUCCCGGGGUGCGGGGGAGGGAACACGGGGAGGGGACUUCCUGUCUCUCCCUCUUCCCAGCUCUGUGAGUCAGGCCAAGGGUGGGUGGGGAGUGGAAGGCACCUGCCUGCCCUCACCCCUUCCGCCCUCCCAAAUCUAAGCCAGUCUCACUGUGAGCCACUACGGACCUUAAGUGGGAGAGUGAGGGGCUGGCCAGGCCUGGCGGAGCCUCGGGGUGUCCCUGGCCCAGCGCCCAGUGCUAGCCCCUCCCCCUGCCCCUCCCCUGGCUGGCGGCCCCUUCCCACAUCCACCCUGCCGCUCUGCUCUUCUGAGGCCCUUUGGAUGUUUGGGAGUCGCGUUCUCUUCCCUGUCCAGUGGACGGGACACUGGCAAAGCCCAGGUCUGGCUUUGUAGCGGGGUUGCAAAAUGUUGGGAGAACCCGGUCAAUAAAGUAUACUACCUCUGA
Messenger RNA from Delphinapterus leucas (beluga whale), 6494 nucleotides. The record is from RefSeq and is a predicted model, not a curated record. NCBI's taxonomy places the organism in Eukaryota, Metazoa, Chordata, Mammalia, Artiodactyla, Monodontidae.